Otolemur garnettii (small-eared galago) is the source of this 2052-nucleotide messenger RNA. RefSeq names its product FosB proto-oncogene, AP-1 transcription factor subunit (gene FOSB). The transcript has 4 exons. The record is from RefSeq and is a predicted model, not a curated record. Gene Ontology annotation, cellular component: nucleus. The coding region runs from base 489 to 1505 and encodes 338 amino acids. Gene Ontology annotation, molecular function: DNA-binding transcription factor activity, RNA polymerase II-specific; RNA polymerase II cis-regulatory region sequence-specific DNA binding. NCBI's taxonomy places the organism in Eukaryota, Metazoa, Chordata, Mammalia, Primates, Galagidae. Gene Ontology annotation, biological process: regulation of transcription by RNA polymerase II.
UAUUGUAAUUCUUCUUCCUGGGGGCUGUGAAAUUUUUUUUUUCGGAGAGAAAGUUUUGGAAGGAAUCUUCCAGAUACUUCUUCAUUUUACUUUGGAGGACCGACUUUUCGUCUUCUUUAUUACUCCCCUCCCCCGUGGGACCCGCCGGACUCGUGGAGAAGACCGCACCCGAAGCUGAUUCUAUACAACGGGACAGCGCUUUCCGUUCUUGGGGGAGCGAUCCCCCUCACCCCCGAGUCCUACGGAACCCGGACUUUCAGGAGGCGCAGCGGCGUCCUGUGGAGGCCUGGGCACUGCAGAAGGACUACACAGAAACUUUGCCAUUGUUGGAGCGGGACGCUGUUCCCUCCUCGAGCUUUCCGGGACAGCAGACUUUGAGGAUUCACUCGUCUCACUCCAGACUCGCACCUUACUUCCCCCAUCCAGCCAUAGCCUUGGCUUCCCGGCGACCUCAGCGUGGUCACAGGGCCCCCCCUGUGCCCAGGGAAAUGUUUCAGGCUUUCCCCGGAGACUACGACUCCGGCUCUCGGUGCAGCUCCUCACCUUCCGCCGAGUCUCAGUAUCUGUCUUCGGUGGACUCCUUUGGCAGUCCACCCACCGCCGCCGCCUCCCAGGAGUGCGCCGGUCUCGGGGAAAUGCCCGGUUCCUUCGUGCCCACGGUCACCGCGAUCACAACCAGCCAGGACCUCCAGUGGCUUGUGCAACCCACCCUCAUCUCUUCCAUGGCCCAGUCCCAGGGGCAGCCAUUGGCCUCCCAGCCCCCUGUUGUUGACCCCUACGACAUGCCGGGAACCAGCUACUCCACACCAGGCAUAAGUGGCUACAGCAGUGGCGGAGCUAGUGGCAGUGGCGGGCCUUCCACCAGCGGAACCACCAGUGGACCUGGGCCUGCCCGCCCAACCCGAGCCAGGCCUAGAAGACCCCGAGAGGAGACGCUUACUCCAGAAGAAGAGGAGAAGAGAAGGGUUCGCAGGGAACGGAACAAGUUGGCAGCAGCUAAGUGUAGGAACCGUCGGAGGGAGCUGACUGACCGACUCCAGGCGGAGACAGAUCAAUUGGAGGAAGAAAAGGCAGAGCUGGAGUCGGAGAUCGCCGAGCUCCAAAAGGAGAAGGAACGUCUGGAGUUUGUGCUGGUGGCCCACAAACCGGGCUGCAAGAUCCCCUACGAAGAGGGGCCCGGGCCGGGCCCGCUGGCGGAGGUGAGAGAUUUGCCGGGGCCAGCAUCCGCUAAGGAAGAUGGUUUCAGCUGGCUGCUGCCGCCCCCGCCACCACCGCCCCUGCCCUUCCAGACCAGCCAAGACGCAGCCCCCAACCUGACAGCUUCUCUCUUUACACACAGUGAAGUUCAAGUCCUCGGCGACCCUUUCCCCGUUGUUAACCCUUCGUACACUUCCUCGUUUGUCCUCACCUGCCCGGAGGUCUCCGCGUUCGCCAGCGCCCAACGCCCCAGCGGCAGUGACCAGCCUUCCGACCCUCUGAACUCGCCCUCCCUUCUUGCUCUGUAAACUCUUUAGAAACACAAAACAAACAAACACACAAGGGAGAGAGAUUUGGAAGAGGAGGAGGAAGGAGAGAGAGGGGAAGAGACAAAGUGGGUGUGUGGCCUCCCUGGCUCUUCUGUGUGACUCUGACGCUGUGCCACUGCCUUCAGAAAGGAGGACUCCUUUGUUUUGUGCUGCCUCUUGUUCCGGGGCCGGCAAGGCCGGAGAGCUGGUGACUUUGGGGACAAGGGGUGGGAAGGGGAUGGGCAGGGGCCAGCUGCCUGUUGACCCUCUCACCUCAACCCAGCCUUUGACGAUAGUGGGUGGGGGUUGACGCCCACUUUGGGGCAGUCCUGUGUGAGGAUGGAGGGAGGGACAGUGUGCUAGGUGGGUGUGGGGUGGGCUUGAGUCCUCUCCAGAGAGGUCCAACAAGGAAAUGCCACUUCCCCAAUGUCUCCCACGCUGACCCCUUAGGGGCUGGCUCCCCCUGCCCUCCUGACCUCAGCUUAUUUAUCCCAUAUUUCCAUGGGGCUACAUCCUCCUCUGAGCAGAAUUGAGCCCCUACCUUAGA